CCCUAGCCCCUAGCCCUAGACCUAUUCUAGAUUAAGGAAGAUUAAAAGAUUAAUUUAAUAACUAAAUGUGAAUCUUGCUUAGAUCCUAGAUCUCCCCCCUCUCCAAUAAGAAAAAAACAACAGCCAUAGCCUGGCAGGUGUGGCUCAGUGGCUGAGUAUCAACCUAUGAACCAGGUCAGGGUUUGAUUCCCGGUCAGGGCACAGGCCCGGGUUAUGGGCUGGAUCCCCAGUGUGGGGUGUGUAGGAGGCAGCCAAUCCGUGAUUCUCUCUCAUCAUUGAUGUUUCUCUCUCUCUUUCCCUUCCUCUCCGAAAUCAAUAAAAUCAUUAAAAAUAAAUAAAAUUUAAAAACAGCCAUAAAACUGUGAGAGUUCAAUAUGCACUGCACAGUGAAGUACUAUACUAAAUGUUAAGCGUCGGACGAGAUUAUUGUAUUGUGGUUAAGUUAGGAGAAUGUCCUUGUUAGGAGCCGGCUCUGGGAUACUUCGGGGUGACCUGUAACUAUGUCUGCAAGCAGCACUCCGGCAAAUUGUGUACGGACUACAAUGUUUACCUGGUUGAAGAAUUUCGUAUCAGCUUCCAGUCAACGCUCUCCACAAACUGAACGAGCCAAGUUUCGUCUGUAUGGCUGAGGCGACACGGGCAGCCACAUGUCACCUUCCUGGGGCUAAUGGAGCCUUGAGAGUUUUAAGCGGCCACAGCUCGGUGCGGGCCAGCGACGGGCCCUGGUUCCACCUUUGCUCGAGGGGCACCCACGCGCCUUCUGCACACCUCCGUGGUCACGUGAAGGCCGGCACCACAAGGCCCCGGCCGCGCUCAGGCUCCCACAGGCAACACACAGCAGCAGCACGUGCUGUUCGACGUGCUUUACGGCAGUCGCAUUACGGAGGGCGAAGCUGCGUCCCUGCCCGGCACUGCACGCCUGUACAGGGGCACGUGCUGUCUGCCUUGCUUUACGGCAGUCGCUGGAGGCGCGAAAGCGAGCACACACACAACAGCGGCACGUGCUGUCUGCCUUGCUUUACGGCAGUCGCUGGAGGCGCGAAGGCGAGGCCACGAUCCCGCCCCCAGAGGUGCGCACUUGACAGCGGCCUGCUGUGUGUUGCACUUUACGGCAGCUCCAUGCCCACGUGAUUGUGAGCUGGCUGGGCAUCCGUUGGCGUCGGUGCUCCCACUGCUCCGUGACGCCGGCGGCGAUGGCGGCGGCGCUGUGGCGGAAGGCGUUGGACUACGUGAAGAACAAGGAGUUCCGUGACUAUGUGACCAGCACGCACUUUUGGGGUCCCCUGGCCAACUGGGGCCUGCCGCUGGCCGCCUUUCGGGACAUGAAGGACUCCCCGGAGAUCAUCAGCGGCCGCAUGACCGUGGCGCUCAUCUUCUACUCACUGGCCUUCAUGCGCUUCGCCCACCGCGUGCAGCCCCGCAACCGGCUGCUCAUGGCGUGUCAUGGCGCCAACGUGAUGGCGCAGAGUGUGCAGGGCAGCCGCCUGCUCAUCCACCGCUAUGGCAGCAGCCGCAGCCUUCAGACAGCUGCUGACACCGACGCCGACACCCCCACCGACGCCUGUACCAACACCCGCGCCGAGGCUGCUGCCACCGAGUGCUGCAUUUAUAUCGCCUUCGAUUAGGUGGUCGCCAGCCCCAACCUGCAGGCCCCGGGAUGAGGUUCGUGAUGGCUGACAUGACCCUGUUGAAUCUUCGCAGCUUGCAAGGACUGGACUAUUCUUCCUACAGAUGAAGGAAAAGUUCGGUUUUGAUUGUAAAACAGUGCAAAUCUCAUUGAAACCUGCAGUUUGGUUAAUAAAAAAAAUAGAAAGUUGCACAACUGACACCAAGUGUCGCCUCUUUCUUGAUCUGGACAUGAAAUAUUUUGUAGAUUGGUUGUUUUCAUGGGACCUGCAACUUGAGGGUUAGUUUUGUAUGGGGAAGAAAAAUUGAAUUAAAGGUAUUUCAAAUUAUGUAUCUAACUGCUUCUUUCUUUUUAAAAAACAUUUUUAUGGAUGUCAGAGAGGAAGGGAGAGGGAGAGAGAGAAACAUCCAUGAUGAGAGAGAACCAUGGAUCGGCUGCCUCCUGCACGCCCCUCACUGGGGAUGGAGCCCACCACCCGGGCCUGUGCCCCAACCGGGAAUCAAACCCUUCAGUCCACAGACCUUUGCUCUAUCCACUGAGCCAAACCAGCUAAGCUAGCUCAUUGCUUCUUUUAUUUUCUUAAAUUUCUGUUUUUGUUACUUGUUUUGGGUGUCCAGGGGCCAAAUAAGGAUGCUUAGCACACAUGGCUUUUUAAAAACUUGGUAGAGCCACAAAUCUCUUCACACCAAAUAAGUCUGAGGCUAUUUCUACUGAUGGAAAUACUUGGAAGUGAGUUUAAAUGAACUCAGUGAAAUACAGUUUAGACCUUUAAGGAGUACUUACUAAGAGAAUCUACAAUCUCUUGGUGACAGAGCAAUUCUAGAAUCUUCCAUGGAAAGGAUAAACAACUCUGAGGUCAAUUGUUAUCAACCCUAGAGUCUAGAUACCUAAACUAGAAAAUAAAAAUGGCAAAAUCCCAAUCAUUCCCUCCUCUCCUCAUGCCUAAAAAUAGGGCAAAUGCAGUUUGUAAAACUGGUUAACCUAUCACCCUGGGU
This is a messenger RNA of Myotis daubentonii (Daubenton's bat), 2622 nucleotides long. It is a transcript of the gene MPC1L, whose product is annotated as mitochondrial pyruvate carrier 1 like. NCBI's taxonomy places the organism in Eukaryota, Metazoa, Chordata, Mammalia, Chiroptera, Vespertilionidae. Gene Ontology annotation, biological process: pyruvate import into mitochondria. Gene Ontology annotation, cellular component: mitochondrial inner membrane. The record is from RefSeq and is a predicted model, not a curated record.